Malania oleifera is the source of this 726-nucleotide messenger RNA. RefSeq lists its product as uncharacterized. The transcript is spliced from 2 exons. The coding region runs from base 328 to 534 and encodes 68 amino acids. NCBI's taxonomy places the organism in Eukaryota, Viridiplantae, Streptophyta, Magnoliopsida, Santalales, Ximeniaceae. The record is from RefSeq and is a predicted model, not a curated record.
CAGCCCAAGUCCAGAUUGCAAGUUGAUCUAGCCGGCCCAGCCUAUUUUCAAUUUCAAAUCCAGUUCACUGUUCAUCACUUAUCUUUCAUUCUGAGUUUAGGGUUUCACAUUUUCACGCAGCCGUCACAGCGCCAGAGCGCCUGCCUCAACCCUCAGCCAAUCAGCCCCUUCGGCCCUUCUCCACAGCCCUCGCGCCGUAGCGCGCGCAGCGCCUAGCGCCUCCCGCCCUGACCACCACUAGUGACGCUGCUGCCUGCUGCCGCUCGACACCACACAAGCCACGCCCACGCCGCUGCCCUCACCUGUGCUGGCUGUGGCUUGUUGGAAAUGAGAAAAGGAUUGCACCCUCAAUUACAAUGGAUCUCUUAUGUAACCCAAAGUGGCAGAUUGAUGCAUGUUAUGAUGACCAAAAUACACAAAACUGGUAAAGUCUACCACCUCAGAGCAAAACGCCAGAUGGCCGAAAGUCUUGGCCAGGUUGCCAAGUUCAAGCGUCGUUAUGAGCAAAAAAAUGGGGAAGUUGAAGGAAAAUGACUAUAGCAACCUCUCCUGUUACUUUCGAAGCAGAACUCUUAAGUAGCAUUUUAUUUUCGAUUGCGCCAGGGGUGUAACUGGAAUUUGAAUGGUAAUAAUAUAGUUUUGUUAUCUGUCUAUGCUGGUCAUAUUUGGAUGUUGCAUGUAACAAAAUUUAUCUCAUAUGGUCCAUUUGUUGUGUUAAUGUUAAAA